AUGACCCAACAUCAGUUUCCCCCAGUGGUGGCCACGCGCUGCCUUGAACCAAUAAAAUUCACCUGCUAUUUUGGGACGUUUAUCCAGACCCCGUCGCUCGGUGCUCUGCAGGUGCUUACGCACUGUGCCGUUGGAGUUGACCAGGACGGGACUAUAGUUUUCGUGAAGGAGAAUUGCGCAGACUACACCUCCUACACUUUGAAAUUCACCGGGCUGGAGCUGCACGAAGUGCGUUUCGUCGACGUUGCCGACUCGGAAACCAAAUUCUUCGUGCCUGGCUUCAUUGACACCCACAUCCACGCUCCCCAGUUCCCAAAUAACGGCAUAUUUGGCGACUCCACGCUGCUGGACUGGCUCGAAAAGUACACAUUCCCGCUGGAAUCGUCGUUUAGAGACCUCACAAGAGCUAACAGCAUCUACAGCCAGGUGAUCGAGAGAACUCUCAGCAACGGCACGACCGCGGCAGCGUACUACGCAACAAUCCACGCCGACGCAACCAACCUGCUCGCAGACCUGGCGCUGAUGCGCGGCCAAAGAGCGCUGAUCGGAAAGGUCUGCAUGAACCAAAACUCGCCGGACCACUACAUCGAGACGUUCGAGGAGAGCAAGGCCUCGCAGCUUGACGUGAUUGAGCACAUUGAAAAAAGAGACCCUUCGGGCAACUUUGUGCAGCCAAUUCUCACACCACGCUUCGCGCCCUCGUGCACAGAGAAACUGAUGAAAUGGCUGGGAGAGCUGCGCAAGUCCCACAACUAUCACUGCCAGACCCACCUCUCGGAAAAUAAACGGGAAAUCGAGGUGGCCAGUGAAAUGUUCCCAGGGUUCGAUUCGUACACAGAUAUUUAUUACAAGUCUGGGCUGCUGGGCCCGAAAACAAUCUUGGCCCACUGCAUCCAUCUGUCGGAGCAUGAAAAAGACCUCCUUGCACUGACAGGGUGUGGGGUGUCGCAUUGCCCAACGUCCAACUCGUCCAUCACGUCUGGAGAGGCCAGAGUCAGAUGGCUGCUCAAUAGCAACGUCAAAGUGGGUCUGGGAACAGACUGUUCGGGAGGUUUCACGCCGUCUAUCCUUCAGGUGGCCAAACACGCGCUGCUGGUGUCGAACCAUCUGGUGAUGAAGUCGGAAAACAACUUUGAAAAGCUCAGCACCCACGACGUGCUCUAUCUGGCGACCGUUGGUGGUGCAGAGGUGUUGAACUUGGACGUGAAGCUGGGGCUGUUCGAGGUCGGAUACAAGUUCGACGCGCAGCUGAUCCAGUUAGACUGCGAGGGUUCGCCGGUCGACACGUUUGAGUUCCAGAAUCCGAAAUGGGGUUUGCUGAGUCACGACGAGUCGCGCGGAAAGUUCCUGGACCUGAUCGACAAGUGGAUUUUCAACGGUGACGACCGCAACGUGAGAAAGGUGUUUGUGAACGGGCGUUGUGUUGUAGACAAAUAGAUAAUAUUCAAGAUGACUAAUGGUAGCACAAGGCGUAUAGAACAGGUGUCACUGGAUGGUUUUGCUGCCAUUCGGUGAUGAUGUCUGGGAUUUUGUCCUCGAACAGGGGCGCGCUGAAAUCCUCUAGACUCUUGGCGUGGGCGUCCGACAGCAUUCGCGCAAGAUCCAGAAUGGCUUGUGCUCCGGCCAGUGCGCUUUUGUGCUCAUCGCGAAUCUCGACGUUGAAACAAUGCACAGCCUGCUGCGUCUGGCUUGGCUCGAAGUAGUUCCUGCUGAAAAAAUCCUCCACGACCGAAUCAAAGCACCUUUCCUCGCAAGUUAUCACAACCUGAAAAUCCAGCUCGUUUUCGAAUUCAGGGUACUCGCUAGGUGGCAAUCGCUGAGGCGGCUGGUUAUAGUAUGGCCAUCUUUCAGGGGCCUUUUUGAUGCCAAUGUUCCGCUUAGUCAUGUCCAACACUCCGUUGGCUUUGUGUAUUUUCAGGUCCUGUGUGUUGAGUUUUUCAAGGAUUUUUGUGUAUGGCGUGCCGAAUUCAAACACAUUGGGCUGGUCAAUCGUGGGGCCUGGUAGUCUCA
Molecule: messenger RNA, 2010 nt
Organism: Ogataea polymorpha
Lineage: Eukaryota; Fungi; Ascomycota; Pichiomycetes; Pichiales; Pichiaceae
Exons: 1
Coding region: 1-1437 (478 amino acids)
Biological process (GO): guanine catabolic process
Cellular component (GO): cytosol
Molecular function (GO): zinc ion binding; guanine deaminase activity
Source: RefSeq, a predicted model, not a curated record